CUCAAUAGGAAAUCAUUCAAUCGGUCCUAACAGACAGACACAGCUCAUACAAUCAAACCUCUAUACAUAUAUUCCAUCCUUACAGUCACUCUCACUCAUCAAACCCUGCUUUCCCUCUCUCUCUAGCCAUGGAUCCUUGCCCUUUUGUCCGGCUGACCGUAGAAUCCAUGGCCAUUCAACUGCCGGCCUCCCGAACCAGACCGGCCGGUUCAGGAGUCCACCCUUCAACCACUCCAUGCUACGCUAAUCUCAACCUUCAAAACUUCCCUCCACAAACUGCCCUCCUUCCCGUCUCCACCGCCACCGCGCCGGAAUCCUCCACCUCCGCCGCCGCAACCUUCCACCUCCGCCCCGACGCCCUCCGGGGACUCUCGCGGCUCAAUCUCAAAAUCUCAGUCUUCUCUGGCCGUAUGGGAGGCCACACGUGCGGGAUCAAGGGUCGGAGGCUGCUGGGCUUUGUACACGUGUGCAUCGAUCUCGGCGAUGCUCAGACCAAAGCCUGCUUGCAUCAGACCGGCUGGACAAAGCUCGGUCGAACCGGAGGGAACGCAGCGGCUAGCUUGCAUUUGACGGUCCGGUCUGAACCGGAUCCGAGAUUCGUCUUCCAGUUCGGCGGCGAACCGGAGUGUAGCCCGGUGGUGUUUCAGAUCCAGGGGAAUCUCCGGCAGCCGGUUUUCAGCUGCAAGUUCAGCGCCGAUCGGAAUAAUCGAUCACGAUCACUCCCAUGUGACUUCAACAACAAAGGCGGCGGCGGCCGCCGAUGGCUGAGGACAUUUUCCGGCGACAAAGACCGCAUCGGGAGGGAGCGAAAAGGGUGGAUGGUAGUAGUCUAUGACUUAUCGGGCUCGGCCGUGGCGGCAGCCUCAAUGACGACACCUUUCGUGCCGUCAUCCCCGGGCUCUGACCGCGUGUCACGGUCAAACCCCGGGGCGUGGCUCAUCCUUCGCCCGAGCGGGCCCGCGCCCGCCGCCAGCUGGAAGCCGUGGGGCCGGCUCGAGGCGUGGAGGGAGAGGGGCCCGCUCGACGGGCUCGGGUACAAAUUCGAGCUCGUGAUGGGGGACGGAAUAAAUCGUGGGAUUCCAAUUGCGGAAGGGAAUUUGAGUGUGAGUAAGGGCGGAAAGUUCCGGAUUUCUGGGUCGAACCUGCAUGGAUUUGUGAUGGAGUCGAGCGUUGAAGGAGAAGGGAGGGCGAGCAAGCCGAGUGUGGAGGUGGGUGUGCAGCACGUGACUUGCAUGGGCGACGCGGCGCUGUUCGUCGCGGUGGCGGCCGCGGUGGACCUGAGUAUGGACGCGUGCCGGCUGUUUUCGCAGCGGCUGAGGAAGGAGCUGGUGAUGGGUGAGGGGAGUGAGUUGAUGUUUGUUUAGGAACUUAUGAUGAUUUCUUUUUUUUUUGUUUUUUUUUUUUUUUUUUGAAGUUGGUAAUUGAAAUUUUUUUGAGUUAGAUGAAAAUUGUUUCGACGUGGAUUUGAAAAUUGGGAGUAUUCUUUAUUCUUUUUUGGUG
Molecule: messenger RNA, 1500 nt
Organism: Andrographis paniculata
Lineage: Eukaryota; Viridiplantae; Streptophyta; Magnoliopsida; Lamiales; Acanthaceae
Exons: 2
Coding region: 129-1364 (411 amino acids)
Source: RefSeq, a predicted model, not a curated record